Molecule: messenger RNA, 294 nt
Organism: Parastagonospora nodorum SN15
Lineage: Eukaryota; Fungi; Ascomycota; Dothideomycetes; Pleosporales; Phaeosphaeriaceae
Exons: 1
Coding region: 1-294 (97 amino acids)
Source: RefSeq, a predicted model, not a curated record
AUGCUAGACUCAAAUGCAGAAGAGCUGGAGCACGUUAAGAAGCAAGCUGAGAAAUGGUCGGGCUCGAGUAAAGCAAGCUGGGCUGCGAUUCAUUGUGAUCUCAGUAAACGAGACGACAUCAAAACGGCCGUGAACACCGUCAAGGAGAACUUCGAUGGCAAGCUGGAUCUCCUUAUCAAUAAUGCCUUUCCUACGACACUUUCGAUGUCCGAAGAUCGACGAAUGGAAGCUGAGGGCGAUGCCAUCGAACAAGAAUGGGAUGUGAAGAUUGCCAUUGGUCUUACAGCACCUUAG